GCACAAAGUGGAUCCCCAUGGUGAACGGGGGAGUCGAAAAGGGCUCCAGGAUCCCCAUUAUUUUAGUGGGAAACAAGUCUGACCUGCAGGUGGGGAGCUCCAUGGAUGUCAUCCUGCCCAUCAUGAACCAGUUCUCAGAGAUUGAGACCUGCGUGGAGUGCUCUGCCAAGAACCUCAAGAACAUCUCUGAGCUCUUCUACUAUGCCCAGAAAGCUGUGCUGCACCCCACCGCCCCGCUCUACGACCCAGAGGAGAAGCAGCUGAAACCUGCGUGUGCACGGGCGCUGACCCGGAUUUUCAACCUCUCGGACCAGGAUAACAACCAGAUCCUUAGUGAUGAUGAACUCAACUACUUCCAGAAGUCCUGCUUUGGAAACCCACUGGCUCCCCAGGCCCUGGAGGACGUGAAAAUGGUUGUGUGGAAGAACACCACAGACGGGGUGCAAGACAACGGCCUGACGUUGAACGGCUUCCUCUUCCUCAACACACUCUUCAUCCAGAGGGGCCGGCAUGAAACCACCUGGACCAUCCUUCGCCGCUUUGGGUACGAUGACGAGCUGGAGCUGACGGAUGACUAUCUCUACCCACAGUUCCGCCUUCCCCCUGGCUGCUCCACAGAACUCAACCACUUGGGCUACCAGUUCCUGCAGCGGCUCUUUGAGAAGCACGACAAGGACCAGGACGGAGCCCUGUCACCCACAGAGCUGCAGAACUUCUUCAGCGUCUUCCCCUGCGUGCCCUGGGGCCCCGAGCUCUACAACACGGUAUGCACCACUGAUAAAGGCCUGCUUUCCCUGCAUGGAUUCCUCUGCCAGUGGACGCUUGUGGCUUACUUGGAUGUGCGGCACUGCCUGGAGUGCCUGGGCUACUUGGGCUACCCCAUCCUCUCGGAGCAGGACUCCCAGACACAAGCCCUCACGGUGACCCGGGAGAAGAGAAUUGACCUGGAGAAAGGCCAGACCCAGAGAAACGUCUUCCUCUGCAAGGUGCUGGGAGCAAGGGGCGCAGGCAAGUCCGCCUUCCUACGGUGUUUUCAUUGGUGGCAGGCCCAGAGGGAGAACCCGGGAGAGCCAUCCCUCUACACCAUCAACACGGUGCAGGUCAACGGCCAGGAGAAGUACCUUAUACUGUAUGAGGUCAGCGCCGACGCCAAGUUCGCGAAGCCGUCGGACGCUGCCUGCGAUGUCGCCUGCUUCAUCUAUGACCUGAGCGACCCCAGAUCCUUCCGCUACUGUGCCAGUAUUUAUAAGCAACACUACCUGGACAGCCAGAUCCCCUGUGUCUUUGUGGCCUCCAAGACAGACCUGCCAGAAGCCAGUCAGCAGCCAGGACUGUCCCCCGCCGAGUUCUGCUACAAGCACUGCCUCCCGCCGCCCUUCCUCUUCUCCUGCCACGGCCAGGGCCCACCCGGCACCACCAUCUACACCAAGCUGGCCACUGCUGCCACCUUCCCCCACUUGAAUGCCGUGGAGCUGGGAGCGGCGUCCUUCUGGCUCCGGGUGGCUCUGGGGGCCGCGGUGACUGCUCUGGUAGGGUUCACGCUGUACCGCGUGCUAGCCAAGAACAAAUGA
Molecule: messenger RNA, 1571 nt
Organism: Leptosomus discolor (cuckoo roller)
Lineage: Eukaryota; Metazoa; Chordata; Aves; Leptosomiformes; Leptosomidae
Source: RefSeq, a predicted model, not a curated record